Molecule: messenger RNA, 1461 nt
Organism: Pochonia chlamydosporia 170
Lineage: Eukaryota; Fungi; Ascomycota; Sordariomycetes; Hypocreales; Clavicipitaceae
Product: F-box domain-containing protein
Exons: 2
Coding region: 1-1461 (486 amino acids)
Molecular function (GO): protein binding
Source: RefSeq, a predicted model, not a curated record
AUGGCGGACACGGCAUCACAAACUUGUCCCAUGCGGAAGAUACCCCUUGAGGUCUUGCUGCGCAUCACCCAUCACCUUUCCACACCGGAUCUCGGCAGCCUUCGCCUCACCAGCCGCUCCUUGGAGCAGUCCCUCUACACAACAUUCGUCAAUGAAUUCUUCACGCGCAAGCAAUUUAUGAUUACCGAGGACAGCCUGCAAGCGUUAAUAGACAUCUCAAAGAGUCGCCUUGCCCAGCACCUGCGCUAUGUUCACUUUGGUCUUGACCGGUUUCCAGAGGGCAUCCAACGGCCGCUGUCCGAUGAUGAAAAGGAGCGCAAGUUUAGGGAGAGAUAUGCCAACAACUUCACCUUGUGGAACACCGGGCACCACCGGGAUAUGAUGGCUGAGGCGUUUCGAAACCUACCCCAGCUGGAAGAUGUCAUUAUACGGGAUUUUAACUCACGACGGCGGUCGCGCGAUGGUCCGACUGCUGAGUGGCACAGUUACGGCUUCAUGACCGCCUUCAAUGAGACUGGAGUGCCUCUGAACCAAGGCAUGACUGGCAUUUGGAACUCAGGGUUCCCCUAUCAGUAUUGCAGCCAGGUGUUUUCAGCCGUCUUGUACGCUCUGGCCGCUGCCGAGGCAAACAUAAAGGGCAUCGAAAUAAUGUCUCGAAAUGCCAACCAUUUGCGAGACUUUGCUUUCAAUAUCCCCAAGUUCAUGGAACCUAAAGUGGUGCCCAUAUUACAAGGACUGGAGAAGCUGCAUCUGUGUAUCGAUUUGGCCUGGAGGAGUCCGCCUGUCGGGCUGCCAAUGAAUCCCGGACAGAACCGGCCGUCCCCAGACCUGUUUAUCAGAAACUUUUUGUUGCAUACCACUAAUCUCAAGAACCUGCGCAUCAAUGAACACCGUUCCAACAGUGCUGGGUUGGCAAACCUUAUCGACUGGAUGGUUGAUAGCGAUGGUGGAGGACCGACUGUUUCGAUGCCCAACCUCGAAGAAUUGAGUCUUGGUACCAUGAACAUUGAUGCACCACGGCUACUCAAGCUCAUUAAAAAAUUUGCACCAUCACUCAAGAGUGUAGAGCUUUGGAAGGUGACUAUGAUACGGCAUUUGCCGCCAAAUGCACCAACUCCAACACCGAGAGAAUCCUUCUGGGCCGACUUUAUGAAGAAACUCACCGAUAUUCCUGGUCUGGAGCUCAGGCACUUCAAAGCGGGAAUGCUGCAACAACACUGGAUUGAGAAGCCAGUCCCGGCGCAUGUUACGUUCAAGGGCUCGGGGCCAACACGACAGUACACUGGGCCAGACUGGAAGCAUUUCAUCGCGGAGACAAGGCCGUUGGUGGAAGUUCACUGGCCGUAUGAGGUUGUGACGGACAGUGAGCACGCAAGUGAUGAUGAGGAUGACGUGGAAGAGGGUGACCUUCUUAUCACUGGUGAAGAAGACCUUGGCAGCGGCGACGACGCCGACGAGUGA